Spodoptera exigua (beet armyworm) is the source of this 889-nucleotide messenger RNA. The record is from the annotation of a GenBank genome assembly. NCBI's taxonomy places the organism in Eukaryota, Metazoa, Arthropoda, Insecta, Lepidoptera, Noctuidae.
CUUCAACAGCUACAUUCACCUUCCAACACUACAUCCGAAAAAAUCUGAACUCUACAACAUGCAGUCGUUGGUGUAUCUGAUAUUCGUUGCCUUCAGCACCUGUCAGGCGCACUACAGAGGUUCCUAUGACUCCCGCAACUUCAUUACCAGAGACGAACCAACGAUUAAAGGUGUGCUGAUCGAAUGCCCGGUAUGCGACCAGACUGACCAUUGGAUGGCCAACACUGAGGAAUGUCCCAUCAGAAACGGCAGCAAGACCUUCAAAAUUUGCAAGUUUGGAACAUACACCAACGAAGUUUGCGGAAAGCGACCUGACUGCUUCAGCGGCCCUGGGGAACAAUGCACUGAGAAACGUGAAUUUGACAUGUAUGGCAAGAAGUGCGCUCCCGGCUAUUAUUGCAACAAAAUGGAAGGAGUCUGCACUGGACUCGAGUUCCAACUGGACAACAACUGGCAGUGGAAGAUGUUCCCGUUCACCGGAGUCCGCAGCGAACUAAGAAACCAACCCGAAGACUCCAAAUUCUCCUUCGAAGGGAUCCGCAACUAAAACUCGACAUCCUAGUCUACCAAGGGACCAUCCUAACUUGACCUCCCUGAUCUCAACCCUAGUCAUAUUUUAUCUAAACAAUUAUAAUUUGUAAUCAACAUUCCUAAUAGUGAUCUCAAUUUUAUUGUUCUUACUUUUUUGUACGAAAGAAUCUGAAUAUAAUUACAUAAUAUGUAAAAGCAUGACUGAAGUUUUAUUACAUUUUGUGAUUUUGACAAAAGAGUUCCAAGUAUUAGGGAUUCGAGAAUUGGGAAUGUGGGACUGGCCUUUGGCCGCUACGUUAUGAUAUGCGACCUACGACGAUGGAGCACGCCUACCCAUAAGCAACCUAUUCACUCGGGC